GGAGUAGUCUUUACAGUCGCGCACUGUCCUCACUCCUCCUUUUCCCCUCCUCUAGGCAAGGUGUGGAUUCAGUGCUUGGGGCACAGAGCAGAAAUGCUUUCUGCUGCCAGCGAAUGACAAAGGUCAACACGGAGAAAACUCUGAGGGAAACUCCACUCGGAUUUAAGGGGGACACUCAUGCGGUAGCGGAAUCCCAGGAAAUUCAGGUGAGCGAACGCAAUUGCAGGGUUAUCGUGGCUUCUGAGGCAAUUUUGCUGAUUUGCUCCGCGUGGAAAUGUAUCAGGGCAUAACCAUGACAACGAACCACGGACCUCCGUCUUACGAACCCAGUUUUCUUCAUAAUGCCGCCUCCGCUGCCACUUCGCCGGUCUACGUGCCGACGACCCGCGUCACCCCCAUGAUCCCUGCUCUGCCAUACCUCCAGACGCACGCGGCUUCGCAGCAGAGCAGCCCGGUUUCGAGUCAUUCGGCAUGGGCACAGUCAGGCGCGGAAACGGUGCCCUCCUACAACACAGCGAGCGCGCACCACUCGCCGGUGUCCCCACGUUUCACGUUCUCCACUAGUCCCCCUCUAACCACAGGCGUGGCUGGGGUAAGAGAGACUGCAACCUACUCGAGCCCCCUGAACAUCUCCACCAACGGACGGGAGCAUUACAGCUCUCGAGGCCUCGGCGGUUCUUAUCACAGUGCCUAUCCGGCCUACGUGAGUCCGAACAUGGGGGGAACUUGGGCCGCUUCCCACUUCGACAGCUCGGUGCUACACAGUCUCCAGCCUGGAGGACCAACUACCGCCGCAAGGCAUCCAAAUUUAGAAUUAUAUGAUGACUUUGCGGAAGGCCGUGAGUGUGUGAACUGUGGCGCUAUGUCGACUCCCCUGUGGCGGCGGGAUGGGACCGGUCAUUACCUGUGCAACGCUUGUGGUCUCUACCACAAGAUGAAUGGAGUUAAUCGGCCUCUCAUCAAACCACAGAGACGCUUGUCUGCCUCUAGGAGAGUGGGUUUGUCUUGCACUAACUGUCAAACGACCACCACCACUCUGUGGAGACGCAACGCAGAGGGAGAACCUGUCUGCAACGCCUGUGGCCUCUACAUGAAACUGCAUGGGGUCGCUCGACCCCUGGCCAUGAAGAAAGAGGGAAUUCAAACUCGCAAGCGCAAACCCAAAAACCUCAACAAGUCCAAAUCUGGAACCCCCGGCAACGACGUCCAAACCCCUUCUAGCACUCCCAGCUCCAGUAACACUGCCGAGGAGUCCCGCCCCAUUAAGACUGAACCAGACACGCCCACUCUCUAUUCUCAUCACAACAUACACGCACAGAUGACGGCUAUUCCUGCCUACAUGGGCACACCAAGUGGAGCAACUCCCCUCAAACUCUCCCCAGGAGGCCAUUCUGGUCCCUCCAGCUCUAAGACUGAGCCCUGGAACAGUCUGAUCCUGGCCUAGGCCGUAAUAACAGCACCCCUUUGUCCGACACCCAAGUGAAGUUACUCUCUGGUUUGAAACUUUCUGAGGUGUCCAGACCGGCUGAGCACAAAGCAAAAACAUUGAUGGAACCAUGGCAACAAAGAGGCGGAACAAACCGAAACAAGACAGCUGUAAAAUAAAAAUCGUAGAAUUUUGGAACUAGACACACUUUAUAGGAGAAAAACUAGCACAGAACCAUGGCAUCAAAGAAGCUAUGAGAGAACUUGAAAUGGUGAACCAAGGACCUGAUUUCUUUUUUCCGUUUUU
This is a messenger RNA of Chanos chanos (milkfish), 1732 nucleotides long. RefSeq names its product GATA binding protein 4 (gene gata4). NCBI's taxonomy places the organism in Eukaryota, Metazoa, Chordata, Actinopteri, Gonorynchiformes, Chanidae. Gene Ontology annotation, biological process: positive regulation of transcription by RNA polymerase II; cell fate commitment; negative regulation of transcription by RNA polymerase II. Gene Ontology annotation, molecular function: RNA polymerase II cis-regulatory region sequence-specific DNA binding; DNA-binding transcription factor activity, RNA polymerase II-specific; zinc ion binding. The record is from RefSeq and is a predicted model, not a curated record. Gene Ontology annotation, cellular component: nucleus. Bases 275 to 1444 code for a protein of 389 amino acids. The transcript is spliced from 6 exons.